Messenger RNA from Colias croceus (clouded yellow), 372 nucleotides. RefSeq lists its product as uncharacterized. The transcript is spliced from 4 exons. NCBI's taxonomy places the organism in Eukaryota, Metazoa, Arthropoda, Insecta, Lepidoptera, Pieridae. Bases 1 to 372 code for a protein of 123 amino acids. The record is from RefSeq and is a predicted model, not a curated record.
AUGGUUGUGUUAUAUGGGAGAAAUGUCAAAUCAGUGGAUAUUCGUAAUCUCUUGGAUUUUGUAAAGAGAAGAUCGAUAUUUUCUGAUGACGAAAUACUGGGAGUUCCAAGAUACCCUGAACAUUUACCCAGGGCUGAAAAAAUCCUACCAGGCCACACGUUGCUCAAGCCAGCGUUUGGCAUGCUCAAGUCUGCUGUCAAAUUCCCUCAUAGAGAUAUCAGUCAAAGCGUGUACGGGAAUAUAGAAAAUAUUGGAAUAUCUUACGGGAAAAAUAAUGAACGAGUGAGAUACACAGACUUUAGAAAAAACAACAACCUUGCGGCAACGAUAAUUGGAGCUAUUGAAAACAUACAAAUAAAGAACAACGCGUGA